AUGACAUCCAUAUUCCGUCACUUUAUUAGUGAGCUUCCAUACAUAUAUGUCAUUACGCCUACUUACGCAAGAUCGGUACAGAAAGCAGAACUCACACGUAUUGCCAAUACUUUUUCGCACAUCAAAAACUUGCACUGGAUUGUGGUAGAAGACUCCAAUGAAGGAACUAAUUUGACAAAACAUUUUCUUAUCUCAUUGUGUGAUCAAAGAAAUCUUGGGUUAACAUGGUUACGACACAAUCUCAAGCCUAACGUAUCAAGAGGAGUUGUUUACUUCGCGGAUGACGACAAUACAUACUCAAUUGAGAUAUUUGAAGAGAUGAGAUAUACUAAAAAAGUAUCUAUAUGGCCUGUCGGCCUUUCCGGUGAGUUACGCUAUGAAACUCCUAUAAUUGGUCCUGAUAACAAGGUGAAGUCUUGGCAUGCAUGGAACUCUUCUGAAAGGAAAUUUGCUACUGAUAUGGCGGGGUUUGCUAUUAAUCUGAACCUAUUGCUGAAUAACCCACAUGUGUGGUUUAGUCACACAAUGCCAGCUGGAUUUUUAGAAUCGUCUCUGCUUUCACAGUUGGUAGAACUGAAUGAUUUGGAACCAAAGGCUGACAACUGCACCAAGGUACUGGUUUGGCACACAAAAACUAUCACCCCAGUUUUCAGUCAAGACAAGACAUGGAAUUUAGAGAUUUAA
This is a messenger RNA of Saccoglossus kowalevskii, 684 nucleotides long. Its product is annotated as galactosylgalactosylxylosylprotein 3-beta-glucuronosyltransferase 1-like. Gene Ontology annotation, biological process: carbohydrate metabolic process; chondroitin sulfate proteoglycan biosynthetic process. The record is from RefSeq and is a predicted model, not a curated record. Gene Ontology annotation, molecular function: galactosylgalactosylxylosylprotein 3-beta-glucuronosyltransferase activity. Gene Ontology annotation, cellular component: Golgi membrane. NCBI's taxonomy places the organism in Eukaryota, Metazoa, Hemichordata, Enteropneusta, Harrimaniidae.